Molecule: messenger RNA, 1165 nt
Organism: Aphanomyces astaci
Lineage: Eukaryota; Oomycota; Saprolegniomycetes; Saprolegniales; Verrucalvaceae
Exons: 1
Coding region: 112-1101 (329 amino acids)
Source: RefSeq, a predicted model, not a curated record
CGUAAACAAAGUUGUAGUACAAUACUAUGUAAUGAGGGAACAUGCUCCGACCAGCUGUGGACAUAAUUCGGCUCUCCCUUCAACUGUCCAGCUGUUGACGAGUGGGAUGCUAUGUCCCCCCUAGUCGGUGCAUUUUCCCGAUUCGUCGGCGGCCCAGCUGUCUCAGUGAUUGCCAUUUCGACAUUUCCCAUGUCUCGCACACAUCAUCAGUACCUUGAUCAGGACAUGUUGCCGCCUCUCCAUGCGUGGCUACCAUCAUCCACGCCAGUGUUUCCACUGCCGACUCCAUACAUCCAGCGCGAUGACCCCAUUGACGACAUCCACAAUCAUCACCAUCAGCAGUAUCGUCCUUCACAGGCCUCUCGUCGGCUCCCGUCCAUUUCAGAUAUGCUGAAUCCCAUCGAGCAUUCGUUGCCACCGCUGUCGAUUCUUCCUCAUGACCAUGUGACGUCGUUCGAAGUCACACACGAACAUGCGAUGCUGUCGCCCGCCACCAGCUCGGCCGCGUCGACCCAUACACCGGAGCAUGUCGAAGGCGACCGUCGCCAGCCCCAGUCCAUCGAAGUCAAGGGAGAGUGCUUGGACGUACACUGCCACGAGACUGUCAAGCAUCGAGGGUACUGCAAACAGCACGGGGGUGCCAGGCGAUGUGCAGUGGCCCAUUGCGCCAAAGGCGUCCAGGGUGGCAGCUUGUGCAUUGGCCACGGCGGAGGCAAGCGGUGUCGGAUCCCAGACUGCAACAAGGCCACCCAGUCCCAAGGGCUGUGCAAAGCCCACGGGGGUGGAGUCCGGUGCAAGUUUGAGGGGUGCAACAAGAGCAGCCAGGGCGGUGGAUUCUGUCGGCGGCAUGGAGGCGGUAAGCGGUGCAGCGUCGAGGGUUGCCCGCGGGGGGCCCAGAGAGGGUCGACGUGCGCGCAACAUGGCGGCAAGUCUCGGUGUCUGGUGGACGAGUGUGUCCGAGCGGAUCGAGGGGGCGGGUUCUGCGAAGUGCACCGCCGCGGCAAAGUGUGCACGUUGAGUUAUUGCAACCGCCUGGCUAAAGUACAAUGUGACGGGUACUGUGCCCAGCACCACCGCGAACGGUCGUUGGCAUUCGACUAAACAAACUAGUUUUUACUCGUAACUUGGGACGACACAACUGUUAAUAUACUAUUAUUUAUUCCCA